AUGCGAGUUCCACAAGCACUUCUCCUGUUCACCAGUGCCUUCUUGUUUGUUAACGCCGGGAGUGUGAGAUACACGGAUUGUGGCUCCAGCGUUUCAGUCUACUCGGUCGCCGUGGAACCGUGCUAUGGAACACCGUGUUCGCUGACCAGGGGAAGCACAGCCACCACGCAGAUCACUUUCCAGGCAGGCCGGUCUGCAGGAUCUGGUGGUACGGUCGAGGUGUCUGGUAUCGUUGGAGGUUCAGUUGUCCCUGUCGAUUUGGACUCGCCGCAGAUAUGCGGACACGUCCAGCCGAGUUGUCCUCUUCAAUCAGGACAAUGGUACACAUAUACGAAGCCCAUGUUCAUUGGUCAGUCCUAUCCUGAAAUACGACUGAAUGUCCGCUGGGUGCUAAGAAACUCACAGGGCGGACAAAUGGUAUGUGUGGAGAUCCCGAUUCAACUUGUUUAA
Molecule: messenger RNA, 450 nt
Organism: Opisthorchis viverrini
Lineage: Eukaryota; Metazoa; Platyhelminthes; Trematoda; Opisthorchiida; Opisthorchiidae
Exons: 4
Coding region: 1-450 (149 amino acids)
Biological process (GO): sterol transport
Molecular function (GO): sterol binding
Source: RefSeq, a predicted model, not a curated record